GGGCACGCACCGCGCGCGCACUCUCUCCAAACAAUGCUCGGCGGCGCCCGGCGGGGCGGCUGGCGGCUCGGAGAGCAGCAGCGAGGCCGGGGGAGCGCGGCCCCGAGGAUGCUGCCCCGUGAGCCCCAUCUGCCUCCCCCGAGACCACGCCAGGCAGCCGGUCGCAAGAUGAACCAGCCCCCCGUCCGCUGCUCAGGAUGCUCCAGACCAUCCCACUGAACCCCGAGGGCCCGAAAAUGUCUGCGUGCAGCGACUUUGUGGAGCACAUCUGGAAGCCCGGGUCCUGCAAAAACUGCUUCUGCCUGCGCAGCGACCACCAGCUGGCGCCCGGCCGCCCCCAGCCCCGAACCGGCAGCCUGCCCCCUCCACCUCGCCUGCCCCCCAGGCCGGAGAGUGGCCGCCCGGAAGAUGACGGCCUGAGCAGCUCGCCCUACUCCAAGCCCACCAUUGCCGUAAAGCCCACCAUGAUAAGCUCUGAGGCCUCUGAUGGGUGGACUGAGGCUGGCAUGAGUGCUGACGUCACGCAGGUCAUCUGGAGACGAGCCCCCAGCAAGCUCCCCCUCCCGAAGCAGGAAGACGUGCCAGUCGUUUACCUGGGCAGCUUCCGGGGCGUCCAGAAGCCUGCUGGGCCCUCGGCCCCCACAGACGGCCACCCUCGCUGCCCCCCAGCCUAUGCCAUGGUCGGCGUGCGCAGCCUGGAGCCCCGGGGGGAACGGAGUGCCGCCUUCCACCCGGUGAGCUUCCCGGAGGAGAAGCUCGGACGAGAAAAACGCACGAUUCCCCACCAAGAGCUGACCUCCCCUCAGGAGAGCUUCCACCAGAAACUGGCCGCCUUUGCCGGGAUGCCGUCGGGCUGCCACAAGGGCCCCGGGCCCUGCCCCUCCGCACAGCCCCUGCGGGAGUCCCUGCCCUCGGAGGAUGACAGCGAUCAAAGGUGCUCGCCCUCGGGCGACAGCGAAGGGGGAGAAUAUUGCUCCAUCCUGGACUGUCGCCCCGGGAGCCCGGAUGCCGCGGACGCCGCCGCGCAGGCCGAGGGCUCCCGUCGCAGACCGGGCGGCGGGGACUGCUCGCCGGCGCGCUGGGAGCAGGGGGUGUGUGCGAGGCCAGCCGAGGAGGAGAAGCGGGCUUUGAGCGUCCCCAGGGAGGGCUGCAGCCAGGGCCCGGCCCAGAACCCGCCCCGCCUGGGCCCCAAGGAGCAGUCCCUCGCCUCCGAGGCUGCCAGCUCCUCGGAUGGCCUCUCGUGCGGGAGCGCCAGCAGCCGCGCCAGCAGCCCCGCGGUGCCCCCUCCUGAGAGCGAUUACUGCUCCCUCGUGAAGGAACCCGCGCCCGGGAAGCAGCAGGACCUUGGCGGCCACGGGGGCUUCUCCAGCAGGUGCCUCAUGCUGACGGGGGAGCUCCAGCCCCCAGCCCGUUCCAGGCAGGCUGCACAGCCUGAACCCAUCUAUGCUGAGAGCACCAAGAGGAAGAAGGCUCAUCCAGUGCCUUCCAGGCCACCGGCCAAGGCAGAACAGGCGGCAGCGGCCCAGAGCCAGGGCCAGGUGCGGACGCCGAACACCUGGGCUCAGAAAACAGCGUCUGGCUGGGGCCAGGACAGGGAAGGCCCGGAGGUGGCCCCCCAGGUGGCGGCCACCAUCACAGUCAUGGCGGCCCACCCAGAAGAGGACCACCGGACCAUCUACCUGAGCAGCCCUGACUCCUCGGUGGGGGUGCAGUGGCCACGCGGGCCCCUGAGCCAGGCCUCCGAGGCCGGGGAAGGGGAGCCUUCAGCUGGGCAGGGUCUCAGCUCCAGGGAGAGCCACCAUCACGGUGCCAGUGAGAACACACCCAAGGGGAGGCCUGCCAUCCCCCCUAAGCUGUCCAAGAGCAGCCCCGGAGGGUCCCCGGUGUCCCUCUCGGCCUCCCCACUGUCCGACCUCAACGAAGGGAACUCAGGAGUCACUGGGCCCCAGCCUCCAUCCAAGGGCCCCGUUGACCCCGCGUCUUUCUGCCGGGCCAAUGGUGUCCUCACCAGUGACUCUGCCAGAGGCCCCGCGCCUGCCGCUACCACAUCAGCCUUGGACCAGAGGCGACCCCGGUACCAGACUGGGGCCUGGAGCCGCCAGUGCCGGAUAGAGGAAGAGGACGAGGUUGAGCAGGACUUGCUGAGUCAAAGCUGGGGGAGAGAGGUGGAAAAUGGCCCCACGGACCCGUCCAACUCCUCCACCUGGCACCGCCUCCACCCCACAGACAGCUCCUCUGGGCAGAACAGCAAAGCCGGGACCGGAAUAAGCAAAUCGGCCUCGUUUGCCUUUGAGUUUCCCAAGGACAGAAGUGGGAUUGAGGCAUUCUCGCCUCCCCCGCCGCCUCCAAAGUCGCGGCACCUUUUAAAAAUGAACAAGAGCAGCUCUGAUUUGGAGAAAGUGAGCCAGGGCUCCGCCGAGAGCCUCAGCCCGUCCUUCAGAGGCGUCCACGUCAGCUUCACCACGGGCUCCACGGACAGCCUGGCCUCCGACUCCAGGACCUGCAGCGACGGAGGUCCUUCGUCUGAGCCGGCUCACUCGCCCACCAACAGUGGGAAGAAGCUCUUCGCCCCCGUUCCCUUCCCUUCGGGCUCCACUGAGGAUGUGUCCCCUGGCGGCCCCCUGCAGCCCCCGCCCCUCCCCCUGAAGAAGCUUGUAAGCCGGGCGGCCUCUUCUCCGGAUGGCUUCUUCUGGGGCCAAGGCUCCCCCAAGCCAAGAACAGCAAGUCCCAAGCUGAGCCUCAGCCACUCGGAAACCAACGUCUGCGUCCAUGAGGAGGCCCACUUCAGCUACUCCUCAGGCCCCAGUGGCCGCCACCAUCACAUCUUCUCUGCUUCCGAGCCUCUGGAGAAAACAUUCAAGGGCAAUGGCCACUUGGGCUCCGCGCCAGGGCUGGCGGGCAGCAAAAGCCUGCAGGGCAGAGGGGCCUCCUCGGCCUCGGCCUCCCAGCGGAGCGUGUGGAGCCAGGCCUCCGCGGGCAGCAGCCAGCUGCAGCUCCACAGCCUCCUGAGCAGCAUCAGCAGCAAGGAAGGCACCUACGCCAAGCUGGGAGGGCUCUACGCCCAGUCCCUGGUCCGCCUCGUGGCCAAGUGUGAGGACCUCUUCAUGGGCGGCCAGAAGAAGGAGCUGCACUUCAGCGAGAAUAACUGGUCCCUGUUCAAGCUGACCUGUAACAAGCCCUGCUGUGACUCGGGGGAUGCCAUUUAUUACUGUGCCACCUGCUCCGAGGACCCCGGCAGCACCUACGCUGUGAAAAUCUGCAAAACCCCUGAGCCCAAAGCAGCUUCCUACUGCAACCCUUCUGUGCCCGUGCACUUCAACAUCCAGCAGGACUGCGGCCACUUUGUUGCCUCGGUGCCCUCCAGCAUGCUCACCUCUCCCGAUGCACCUAAGGACCCUCUGUCUGCCCUGCCUUCCCAUCCCCCCGCCCAGGAGCAAGACUGCGUGGUGGUCAUCACUCGAGAGGUACCCCACCAGACUGCCUCAGACUUUGUGCGGGACUCAGCCACCAGCCAUCAGUCUGAGGCCGAGGUGUACGAGCGGCGUGUGUGCUUCCUGCUCCUGCAGCUCUGCAACGGGCUGGAGCAUCUGAAGGAGCACGGGAUCAUCCACCGGGACCUGUGCCUGGAGAACCUGCUGCUGGUGCAUUGUGCCCCCCAGGCCUGCCCCGGCUCCUCCCCCGCUCCUCCUGCCUCCUCUGCCACCUCCUGCGCCCCUCCCACCACCAUGUCCCUGGCGUCUGCUGCUACCCCCUCCUCUUGCCCCUCUGCCACCCUCCCAGCCAGCGUCACCCCCACCCCUCCGGCUGCCCCCGCCUGUCAGGGAGGACCCCGUGAGAAGCACUUGCCCCGACUCAUCAUCAGCAACUUCCUGAAGGCCAAGCAGAAGCCAGGCGGCACCACCAACCUGCAGCAGAAAAAGAGCCAGGCCCGCCUGGCUCCCGAGAUCGUGUCUGCUUCCCAGUACCGCAAAUUCGAUGAGUUCCAAACAGGCAUCCUCAUCUACGAGCUGCUGCAUCAGCCCAACCCGUUCGAGGUGCGGGCCCAGCUGCGGGAGCAGGACUACCGGCAGGAGGACCUGCCCCCGCUGCCCGCUCUCUCCCUGUACUCGCCGGGCCUGCAGCGGCUCGCCCACCUGCUGCUGGAGGCCGACCCCAUCAAGCGUAUCCGCAUCGGCGAGGCCAAGCGCGUGCUGCAGUGCCUGCUGUGGGGGCCCCGGCGGGAGCUGGUGGAGCAGCCGGGCACCUCGGAGGAGGUGCUGUGCGCCACGCUCGACAACUGGAUCGACAUGAAGCGGGCCCUGAUGAUGAUGAAGUUCGCGGAGAAGGCGGUGGACCGGCGGCGCGGGGUGGAGCUGGAGGACUGGCUCUGCUCCCAGUAUCUGGCGUCGGCGGAGCCCGGGGCCCUCUUACAAUCGCUGAAGCUCCUGCAGCUUCUGUAGGAGGCUCCCAACCCACUCCAUGCCCGACGCCCAUCCUCCCCCAUCCAUCCAUCCCCCCUUGGAAACAUCUGCGUCUCCUGGGAAAUGGUACAAAUGACUUUCGUACUUGGAUGUAAUAUAUAUAUAUAUAAGAUAUAAAUACAAAAGACUGAGGAUGGCAUUGCCCACUCUGGUCUGGCCUGCUCUCCUCCCCUAGUCUUGCAAUCCCACCCCCCCCCCCCCCACACACACACACAAUUUUACCUUUCUAGCUUAUUUCUAGCUUAUUGCAAGGUCGUGCAGCCAGCAGAAUGAAGCCUGGACUCUGGUCUCACUACCCCAUUAUGGGAUUGCUUUACCCUCUUGUCAUGUGGCUAUUUAAAAAACAAACAAGCAAGCAAACCUCCACUUUUAAUUAAAACUUUUGGUUGAAUCGUAAGUAAAGCUCUUUUAUUCUCAAGUGCCCAAGUGCGUUAAUACUUUUGGUGGGUAAAAUUGUUUUUAAGCCCCUGAAGCAGUGGCUUCAAGACCACUUGAACUGUCCUUGAGCUUACACUUCUGGUAAGAUGGGGCAACAGGCUGCAAGGGCCCCAGGCAUGUCAGGACCAGUUAACCUUCCCUGCCUCUCUCCCCACCUAGCAGGCUCUUAUAGGAAGAAUUCAGACAUAGCUGGUGUGAUCCCAGAGUUUCAGAAUUUAAUCCCACUGCUUGAAAUUCAUUUCCAGUUUGCUAAAGCUGGUUAUCAUUUGUAUCAGAAGCCUGGCUGAAAGCAGAAGCCACUCCAGAUGGUUCAAAUGACAAGAACUUAACAGGGGACCACUUAGACAGUUGUGGGCAGGAUUAAGAGAAAAACAAAGGAUGAUGAGACAGAAGUAAGGGCUGGAAUGGGGAGGAUUCACUCAACCUGUUUCCCACCUUCCAUCCCCAGGCCAAGACCAGUGAGACGCCAAACGGCAAGGGGGCCUGGGUGACGCAGUUGGCAGGAUCAGCCUCCCUGGGCCGGGUUGGGAAGAAUGGUCAGUGCCAGGUGAAAAACAGCCCACUGUUACUGCUGUCUUAGAUAAGGACAGGGCAAGAAUACAACUCAGGUGUUCCCACUUUCAGACCUCUAGUCCCCCUGCUGUUUGAAGCUCCUUUGGGUUUCCAUUUUCAAAAACUCAUUCAGGCCUUUCUCACCCUCUGAGAUGGCCCACACUCUGUCUGUAGAGUGUGUUUCUCUCUAAAUAAAUCCACUUCU
This is a messenger RNA of Hippopotamus amphibius kiboko, 5655 nucleotides long. RefSeq names its product PEAK1 related, kinase-activating pseudokinase 1 (gene PRAG1). Lineage: Eukaryota; Metazoa; Chordata; Mammalia; Artiodactyla; Hippopotamidae. Bases 198 to 4439 code for a protein of 1413 amino acids. The record is from RefSeq and is a predicted model, not a curated record. Gene Ontology annotation, molecular function: ATP binding; protein kinase activity. The transcript is spliced from 6 exons. Gene Ontology annotation, biological process: protein phosphorylation.